GGAAGCAAAUUUAAGAAUGCUGAAUUGAUAUUACCAUGUGAAUGGAAAGAAUGCUGCUUUGUAGGGAAAUGCAUAGAGGAAUUUUGUAGUCAUAUUGCGGAACACUUGGAAGAGUACCUACAGCACCCCCUGGAAACAGAAGGUCAUUGAUGUCUCAUCUGUCACACAGAUUACACUGCAGUUACCACACCAAACUGAAAUUCGUAGGCUCUCAGCUACAGGCAUUGCACCACGAUUUGCCAGCAUGUUUGCAGAACAGCCAUAGCUGGCAUCAGUUACCAAAGACUUCAAAGGAGUUUGUUUGCCAUUGGGAGAACUGUGAUGUUACCUUCAAUAAGCCAAUGUGGUUUUAUCAACAUAUUGCUAUUCAUGCCUGUGCUGCUGAGGAAGAAAUUGUUACAGCUCAGAAGAAAGCUAUUUAUUGUCACUGGCAAGAUUGUUUGGGAGUCUUUAAAGGAAAGCAUAAGCUAUGGGACCAUUUAAGAACUCACACACAAGGAGGAGUUGUAGUGUGUCCUACUUGUGGAGGAAUGUUCUCCAAUGACACUAAGUCUUUUGAUGAUGCAAAGAGACAAGUUUCAGAAGAUAUUAAUCGUGUUACAUGUACCCUUUGUGAUAUGGUGUGGGCAAGUGCCUCCUCACUGAAAGCGCACAUUAGGUUUCGACACUGUGAUGAACGUCCUUCCCCUUGUCACCUCUGUGACAGAAGUUUUAAGAACACGUAUGAUCUGCAUAAACAUGUUGAAACACACAAUGAUUCAGAUGCCUACAGCUGUGAUGUUGAAGGAUGUGGUUUUACUUCACGGACUUUAUGAACUUUGAGACAGCAUUAUAAGAGAGCACAUGUGAGUAAUGGCAUUCUGAAAUACAAAUGCCACACCUGUCAGAAGUGUUUCUCCUGGAGUUAUGUAAAUUACCCUACAUCUUUAAAAAGCUCA
This is a messenger RNA of Calidris pugnax (ruff), 938 nucleotides long. RefSeq names its product histone H4 transcription factor-like. NCBI's taxonomy places the organism in Eukaryota, Metazoa, Chordata, Aves, Charadriiformes, Scolopacidae. The transcript has 7 exons. The record is from RefSeq and is a predicted model, not a curated record. Gene Ontology annotation, molecular function: DNA-binding transcription factor activity, RNA polymerase II-specific; RNA polymerase II cis-regulatory region sequence-specific DNA binding. Gene Ontology annotation, biological process: regulation of transcription by RNA polymerase II; anatomical structure development. Bases 150 to 815 code for a protein of 221 amino acids.